UAAUGGAUAGCACGUCAGCUAUAUAGCGUGUCACUUUACCUGUCCGACUGACAUGUCGGCGUCAUAUAAUAACCUUUCAUUCCUUCUCGAGUUGCUGCCUCUGUUGAAACAUACUGCUUGCACCACACGCCACAGAGUCGUCCGUGGCGCAUGUAGGGAACUCGCGUGCUUGUGAACUUCUUUGGCCUCUCAUAGUAAAUAGAUUAGGUGUCUGUAGGGAGCAAUAGAGCGGCGUAAAGUACCGGCAUGUCUUGAUUAUACCUGGAGAAACGGAGAAGCAUUCUGCAAACGCACCCCAGAGGCAAUGAACUCGCUUCGCUCGCUAAUGCACAAUAGAUCCAGCCACAACUGGACGGCGGCUGCUGUCGAGCAAGCGAAUUUCUGUGGAACGCGGACUUGCACUGCCUUUAUCUUCAGCAUGUUCAGGGUUGGGAUACUCCUGUCGCGAUUAUUCGCCGUCAGCUUGCUGAUUUAUGGGGUUGUUGGUGUGCCCGACCAGGCCGAAGUUUGGACUUUCAGCGGGAAACUACGUGGUGAGACGCGGGUGUUGGACGGGCGCCCUUAUCGGGUGUUUCGUGGAAUCCCAUACGCCGAGCCACCGGUGGGAGAUCUGCGAUUCUCUGCACCUGUACGAAAAGUGCCAUGGGAAGGGACUCUCAACGCGGUCCAGUAUGGCCCUUCUUGUCCGCAGAAUAUCUCUGAUGUGUCCCGGUAUUACCCUGACUAUGUGGUUCGCAUACCUGACUCAGCUCGGAAAGUAAGUGAGGACUGUUUGACUCUUAAUGUUUUUUCUCCGAUGGAUGAACAAGACAUAUCUGAUGGCCAAGCGGUGAUGUUCUGGAUCCACGGUGGGAGUUUUGAGACGGGUCAGGGUAGCGGGUACGACGCGUCUGCUCUGGCCGUCAGGGGAAGAGUUAUUGUGGUCACCAUCAACUAUCGCCUCAAUGUAUUUGGCUUUCUAUCCACCAAUGACGAGAACGCACCGGGAAACUUCGGUUUGUUGGACCAGCAGCUGGCCCUGCGGUGGGUUCACGAGAACAUCGCGGCUUUCGGUGGCGACCCGUCCCGAGUCACCCUCUUUGGCCAGUCAGCUGGUGGUAUGUCAGUUAUGGCACACCUCAAUGCUGUAAAUAGCCAACCCCUCUUUCAACGAGUCAUCGCCCAUAGCGGGAUGUCGGCAGGCAUCCCCCAAUCCACUCCACAAAUGAAGCAAUACGCACAACGAAUCGCCCUAAAAGCAGGAUGUACGGAUCACGGCAGGUCGAUGGAAGACUCUCACCAUCUUGUCACUUGCCUCAGGAGGAAAUCUACCCAUGAUGUCUUGAAGGCUGGCCUAGAAGUAGCCGAAGAAGAAAUCGUCCCUAAGGUGUGGUUGCCCGUCUGUGACGGAAACUUUUACCAAAGAACAUGGGCAUAUUCCAAUCCAAGACCCUUUGACCGAUUUGAUAUCAUAGCUGGUGUAACAUCGGGUGACGGCUCCCCUUUACUCGAACUGCUCCCAGAGAUCCUUCCUAACUACGACUUGCAGAAUUACGGAUUAUCAGAGUCAGAUUUUGACAAAAUCUUGUCCUUGUUUGCUCCCAGCUGGCAAUGCAACAGCGUCGUGCGGCAAGCUAUCGAUUUCGAAUACAGGAACUGGACUCUACCUCUCGAAAGAAGGCCCUACGACAGGCUUCUACAAGCGGCCAAUUUCUUGUUGGAUUACAACUUCCUAUCCAGGAUCACCCUGCUGGGCAGUUUCUACAGCGAAGCCAAAUCCAGGCGCGUGUUUGUGUUUGACCACCGCAGUGCACCUCGUGUGAGGUAUCCGUACUUAGCUGGGGCGCCUCAUUCUGAGGAACUCUCCUACGUUCUCGGACUGCCGUUCAACGCUUCCGGAAUAGGACACCUCUUUUCUGACAAGGAACGGGUGCUUAGCGAUCGUAUGAUCACCUAUUGGUCUAAUAUCGCAAAGUCUGGAUUUGUGGUCCUGACUUUGUUUCUGACUCAAGCUACGUGGUUGCAAGCUCGCGUCGUUAGGUCGUCUUGUGGAUUAAUAAAAGGAGAAACGUUGGACUUAGAUGGAGUUCCAUAUCAUCGGUACUUGGGUAUACCGUACGCUGAGCCGCCCGUCGGUAGGCUGAGAUUUCGGGCACCCGUCCCUAAGGCACCAUGGGAUUCUCUGUACAACGCCACCGCGUACGGCCCCUCUUGCCCACAAGACAUUUCUGCCGUGUCUGUCUUUUAUCCAGAAUACGUGGUGGAAAUUCCUCCCAAUGCUCAGAACAUCAACGAAGAUUGUUUAACGCUGAAUAUCUUCGCCCCUGUUAUAUCUGACGAGGGUGGAUUCCAAUUAGCGGUGAUGUUUUGGAUCCACGGUGGGAGUUUUGAGACUGGUCAGGGUAGCGGGUACGACGCGUCUGCUCUGGCCGUCCGGGGAAGAGUUAUUGUGGUCACCAUCAACUACCGACUCAAUAUCUUCGGGUUUUUCUCCUCGGGUGACGAGAAAGCGCCAGGAAACUUCGGUAUGUUGGACCAGCAGCUGGCCCUGCAGUGGGUUCACGAGAACAUCGCGGCGUUCGGUGGCGAUCCGUCCCGGGUCACCCUCUUUGGACAAUCAGCCGGUGGUGCCUCUGUCACUCUCCACUUAUUUGCCAACAAAAGUCGCCCUCUAUUUCACAGGGCAGCAGCUCACAGCGGCUACAGCCAUCCUGAAUUAGCUUUACCAGGAGGUGCUUCUCGAGAAAUCGCCGAGGCAACUGGGUGUGAUUACGGCCCGGACUCGGAUCUGGUCGAAUGUCUGCGUGGACUGUCGAUGGAGAAGCUCCUCUCGGCUGGGCAGGAAGUUGCGAAGAGCUCCCUGAAUCAGGUCUGGGUGCCUGUCCGUGAUAACAACAUGUGGACCUUCAACCCAGGAAGAUUGGAAUUUGAACACGAUAUCAUGAUGCUGUUCACUUCGGGAGACGGCUCAGUCGCUCUUGAGGUCGUCAAAAAGUCACUACCCGAUCUCUAUAAUUUCUCAGUCGGUUUAACCGAGGAACAGUGGGACGCGUACUGUGACUUAUACUUCUCUUACUUACAGAAUGUCGGCAAGCUUGCUCUCAGUCACGAAUACAUCGAUCCCAUUCAGACGAAUGAGGGAUUUGCCCCAUUAAAAGCUCUUGUGGACACGAUGAUGGACUGGAAUUACCUGCGCGGCUUGCGGUUUUUCUUGGACGUCUUGCCCAAUUCGCGCUCCAUACACGUCAGCAUUUUUGACCACCGCUGCUCCGCUAACCAGAGAUUUCCUAGGCUCAACCUCGUGCCUCACAGUGAAGAGUUGCCCUUCCUUUUCGGACUGCCAUUUAACGGUUCUGGAAUGGGCUCAAUUUUUACAGACAGAGAAAAGGCUCUCAGCGAUAGAGUUAUCACUUAUUGGUCCAACUUUGCAAAAAGUGGACACUCAAACCGUCAAGUUUACUUAGCAAUGGCUUGCAACAAAUUUGUGGUCCUGACUUUGUUUCUGACUCAAGCUACGUGGUUGCAGGCUCGUGUCGUUAGGUCGUCAUGUGGCUUAAUAAAAGGAGAAACGUUGGACUUGUAUGGAGUUUCAUAUCAUCGGUACUUGGGUAUACCGUACGCUGAGCCGCCCGUCGGUAGGCUGAGAUUUCGGGCACCCGUCCCUAAGGCACCAUGGGAUUCUCUGUACAACGCCACCGCGUACGGACCCUCUUGCCCACAAGACAUUUCUGCCGUGUCUGUCUUCUAUCCGGAAUAUGUGGUGGAAAUUCCUCCCAAUGCUCACAACAUCAGCGAAGAUUGUUUAACGCUGAACAUCUUCACCCCUGUUAUGUCCAACGAGGGUGGAUCCGGUUUAGCGGUGAUGUUUUGGAUCCACGGUGGGAGUUUUGAGACUGGUCAGGGCAGCGGGUACGACGCGUCUGCUCUGGCCGUCCGGGGAAGAGUUAUUGUGGUCACCAUCAACUACCGACUAAAUGUCUUCGGGUUUUUCUCUUCGGGUGACGAGAAAGCGCCAGGAAACUUCGGUUUGUUGGACCAACAGCUGGCCCUGCAGUGGGUUCACGAGAACAUCGCGGCGUUCGGUGGCGAUCCGUCCCGGGUCACCCUCUUUGGACAAUCAGCCGGUGGUGCCUCUGUCACUCUCCACUUAUUUGCCAACAAAAGUCGCCCUCUAUUUCACAGGGCAGCAGCUCACAGCGGCUACAGCCAUCCUGAAUUAGCUUUACCAGGAGGUGCUUCUCGAGAAAUCGCCGAGGCAACUGGGUGUGAUUACGGCCCGGACUCGGAUCUGGUCGAAUGUCUGCGUGGACUAUCGAUGGAGGAGCUCCUCUCGGCCGGGCUGGAAGUUGCGAAGAGCUCCCUGCAUCAGGUCUGGGUGCCUACCCCUGAUAACAACAUGGUGGUGACACUCAAGACAGGAAGAUUGGAACUGCAACACGAUAUCAUGAUGCUGUUCACUUCAGGAGACGGCUCAGUCGCUCUUGAGGUCAUCAAAAUGUUCCUGCCCGAUCUCUAUAAUUUCUCAGUCGGUUUAACGGAGGAACAGUGGGAUGCGUACUGUGGCUUAUAUUUCUUUCAAGAUGUUGGCAAGCUUGCUCUUAGUCACGAAUACAUCGAUCCCAUUCAGACGAAUGAGGGAUUUGCCCGAUUAAAAGCUCUUGUGGACACGAUGAUGGACUGGAAUUACGUGAUAGGCCUGCGUCCAUUCUUAGACGUCUUGCCCAAUUCGCGCUCCAUACACGUCAGCAUUUUUGACCACCGCUGCUCCGCUAACCAGAGAUUUCCUAGGCUCAACCUCGUGCCUCACAGUGAAGAGUUGCCCUUCCUUUUUGGACUGCCAUUUAACAGUUCUGGAAUGGGAUCGUUUUUUACAAAUAGAGAAAAGGCUCUCAGCGAUAGAGUUAUCACUUAUUGGUCCAACUUUGCAAAAAGUGGAGACCCAAAUGUCAACCCAGAUCUUAACACCACUGCUCAAGCCAGCAACCUGACCUACUGGCCGGAGUAUGGCGACUCAGAGACUUACCUCCUGAUCCAGCUCAAUAACAGCACGGUUGGGCAGGGAUACAGGAAGGACAAGGUCAUGUUCUGGAACGACUACCUACCCAAGCUAGCUUCAGCAGCUCGGGAGUACUGUUUCCAUCGGCCGGGGCCAGGGGAACCGCCAACAAUGUCAGCAGACAAGCCGGAGUGCACUCCCUCGGAGACCUUUUUCGUUGAGAGCUUGGGGCUCAAGCUCACCCAACAACAAGCCGAGAAGCUAAUCAAGGUCUUCAUUUUCCUUACCAUAGCCUUGCUGUGUGUCAUGGUCAUCCUUUGUGGGGCCGUGAUGGGGUACAAGUUCAAGUACAAAGGCAAGAGAGCUGCCCUGAAUGGUAAAGAUGGGUUUCAGCCUACAAACGGUGACAUUAACAAACAUGUCGCAUAUGAAGUGAAUGAAGGGUUCACGACUGAAUUUGAAGAUACAAAGAUGUAACCGAAAAACAAAGUAUCAGUGAUGUAUCAGGAUUGUGAAUGCCGGUGGUAUAAAGGCACUUUUAGUUAUUUCUUUCCGAAAGUAUUGUCUAGUUUACUCCACUCUUCUGUUUAUUGUAGGCCUACUCAUUUUUCUAGUUCGAACCAGUUAAAAAGAAAUAAAGGUUGGUAUUAUAUGCUGCAUUCAAAAUGUGAUACACAUGUAUUCUUAUUUAACAUAAAGUUAUGUACUUAAACAAUUCCUUUGAAAUGAAAUUAUUAUUAUCGUUUUCGAUAAGUGGUGUGAUAGCGAUGGUCUGAUACAAGUUACUGAGUGAUCGAACGUGUCAUUUUAAAUGGAGUGACAAAUCAGAAUUUUUUAGUGCGAGAAUUGUUAAAGACCGCAUAUAUGCCAGGAGUAACGGUUUCAGCACAGCACGGGAAGAUGGCAACGAUGAAAGGAAAAUUAAUAUGAAGAGAAAAUCUCUGCCAACUUUCUUUUCGGCAAAAGAAAAGAGUAUCUCCAGUUUCUGGUCAGGGGCUGGAACCAAAUGUGGUGCAGCGACGCGCGGGUCAAUGGCGACGCGCGCUGAUCAGAAACUGGAUACUUUUGGGGCCUUAGUUUGCACUUGAAGUGCAAACGAUUUCGCGGUCUUUACCGCAUUAAAUUAGAAUCAAACCACAUCUUUACAUUAUUAGACAAAUGAUCAUUUUCAGAUUGCACACUUUUUGUUUGUAUUGCAUUUUCUAGAUCCUUUAGGAACCGGAACGUCUGUAUUGAGAGGAAACAGAUGCUCGUCUCCCCCUCUCUCUUUCUCGUUUAUUCUUGAAGGCUACGGAUCAUGUAUUGUAGAUUUGGUUUGUAAUAGAGUGUUUAUUUUCCACCUUCUGAAAUGUAGAAUUAGAUGAAUUGUGAUUCAUUCUAUUUAGGAAAAUGAAACGUAUAUGCUCCAUGUUUCAUAUUCGAUCGGGGUACGAAUGCAGGUUUAGGCAUUAGUAGAAAUGUUUAGAACAGCCGGACAAGCACAGGUUUGAAGACCGUAGAAUUCAUAUGUUUAUUUGUAAGUUCAUUGACUGUAUGUAGGUAAACGGCACAAUAAAAGCCCACCUGUGAUCUUCCUCUGAUUUUGUAAUCUCUGAUAAAUCAAAACAAGAUUUAAAAUUUGUGGAAGUUUUAGGGUUACGUCGAAAGGGAUCAAUCCUAAGGAAGCUCCUAAGAAUGGGCCCUUGUUUCCAAUAUUCACCAUCAUAGACAGUGAGGAUAAACGUUUUUGUGGUCUUAAACACCACAAAUUCGGCUGUUAUUACAUAUACAAAGGGAAAGUAUGCAGUGACAUCCUCAGUGGGUCUGUAGUAUUUUGUCCGUCGCCAUUUACUCAGUACUUAAAGGUCAUAAUAUUGUGUACUCUUUUAAACUUGAUAGCACUUAUCAAUUUUCGUUUACACGUUUAAGAUUAAAGAUAAAUCAAGACGUAGCCAGUGGUUCAUUGGUUUGUAGAUGUUGAAAACUUACAUGUAUUUACAUUUAUUGCAUGUCGUUUUUAGAUAGAAAAAGCUUUAUUUUUUUAUUAAUUGAAAAACUCGAAACAUGUGAUUGUUUAGAAUAUCACAAAAGAUGAUUUUUUAUCAGAUGGACAAGUUUAACAAAGAAGGUUACAGUUACUAUCAAAAGUAUCGUGUAUCUAAUGGUUAUUAUGUGUACAUGUUCGAUGGAGUGGAUUUUAAUCGACCAGCUUUCAACGUUAUAAAGGGAAAGAUACAGACGUCUGCAAAAAAGACAGCACUUUCUUAACAUUAAAUACAGUCAUAAAACUUGUAUACUACCCCUUAUUAUAGACCGUUCCCUCAGCAAUGUUACCCAUGUAUGCUUCUGUCAUGGUGGUUUCCAGCGCUGUUAGAUUGAACAAAAACUAACUUAAAGAACUUUUGUUUAAGGUUUACUGAGAAAAGUAAAGACAUUAAUGUAGAUGUCCAAUAUGCUUGGAAGUGUUCCACAGUGGUGUUUGACAGUAGGUUGAGUUUCGCAUAAUCUUAGCAGGCUAUUAUAUCAAGGUUGUCAGUUAAUUAAACUUCACCAAGUCAUGUAUGUUAUACUCAGAA
Molecule: messenger RNA, 7530 nt
Organism: Acanthaster planci (crown-of-thorns starfish)
Lineage: Eukaryota; Metazoa; Echinodermata; Asteroidea; Valvatida; Acanthasteridae
Product: cocaine esterase-like
Source: RefSeq, a predicted model, not a curated record